GUGUAGAUUUGUGCUGCACUCCUGCCCACUACCCAGUGCUCUUGGCUGACAGUGCCCCUGUGCCACCCGACACUCGCGUUCAAUUUAAUCAGUAGUAUUUAGUACUCUGUAAGUUCCGUCCUUACGGUCGUUUAACCCGUUUUCAAUUUUAUUUUUCCUGUUGUUUGUUAAAAAAACUUCAUACGAACCGACUUCAAACGGUCUUUCAAGGCUAAUAUUUCAAUCGAAGGACAGUAUCUAAUCUUAAAAGUGAUGGAUAACUUUGGUGACAAUUUCGAUGACAGCGAUGUCGAUCCAGCCGCAGAGUUUUUAGCUCGCGAACAGACUCAAUUGGCUGGUUUAGAAGACGAUCUCAACACACCCAAUGUACCGAUCGGCGUCACCCAAACAUUAUCAAACGGUUCAGGAAGCAGUUUUGAAAUAAUUGAUAGUGCAGACAACCAGUUAACUAACUCUGUGAAUGAAAAUGGAUUAACAAAUGGUUUUACUGCUACAAAUAGUGAUGAUGAUACAUCAUCACCGAUUAUUGCUCCAAAAAUUGAAAGAGAAGAACCAGAAAAAAUUAAGAAAUGGCGAGAAGAACAAAAAACUCGAUUAGAAGAAAAAGAUGCUGAUGAAGAAAAAAAGAAAGAAGAAUUACGAUUGGUCGCUAAAAAUGAAUUGGAAGAAUGGUACAAGAUUCACAAGGAACAAAUCGCAAAAACUAAAGAUGUUAAUAGAGAAUCUGCAAUAAAUGCAGAGAAACAAUUUGUUGCUGAAUCGGAUGAAAUUGAGCCAGGCACUGAAUGGGACCGCAUCUCAAAACUGUGUGAUUUUAACCCAAAAUCCAGUCGUGCUAGUAAAGAUGUAACACGUAUGAGAUCUAUCAUUCUUCAACUUAAACAGACUCCGUUGAAAAAAUCUGUUUCACCCGCAAAAUAAUUUGUAAUUAUAAUUUCCUUUCUGUCAUUCCUAUACAGUAAAAUAUUUAUUCUAUUGAGUUUUUUUAUUUUAUAACAUUGCUACAUAGUAAAUAUAAUAUUAAAUUC
Rhopalosiphum maidis (corn leaf aphid) is the source of this 1028-nucleotide messenger RNA. It is a transcript of the gene Clc, whose product is annotated as clathrin light chain. The record is from RefSeq and is a predicted model, not a curated record. Gene Ontology annotation, molecular function: structural molecule activity; clathrin heavy chain binding. Gene Ontology annotation, biological process: intracellular protein transport; clathrin-dependent endocytosis; clathrin coat assembly. Bases 253 to 921 code for a protein of 222 amino acids. The transcript is spliced from 8 exons. Gene Ontology annotation, cellular component: plasma membrane; postsynaptic endocytic zone cytoplasmic component; clathrin coat of coated pit. Lineage: Eukaryota; Metazoa; Arthropoda; Insecta; Hemiptera; Aphididae.